Menidia menidia (Atlantic silverside) is the source of this 2703-nucleotide messenger RNA. NCBI's taxonomy places the organism in Eukaryota, Metazoa, Chordata, Actinopteri, Atheriniformes, Atherinopsidae. The record is from the annotation of a GenBank genome assembly.
UAAAUCCGAAAUCACUAUUUGUCAAGGCUGAUGUAAAAAAAGUAUUUUUUGUGUAUCUGUUCUUGGUACGCUUUAUUGUCAUUAUGCUGCCUUUGCUAGGCUUUAUUUUAAAUGUCCAGCUCUUUUUCUUUGCCCCGGAAGUUGAAGGUUUGUUUCCGUCUUCUUCUCGUUACUCGUUAGCAGGAGACGCUAGUUAAGCUAGUAGCUCGUGAGGGACGUGAACGUCCUUGUCUUUGUGUGCCGUUAGAACCACUUGAGAUGUUGUAAGUUCUUCCAAAUUUUCGGCUUUGCGUGCUCAGAAAGUCAGAAAUCAAGGCACCCAUACAAUUCUCCAACCAGGGCAUUUUUGGUUUUCGAAUCCAACGCUAUUACAGAAAUAUGGCGGAAGGCGGGCAUUACUACAGCGAGCACGAUGAUAGAACUGCACCGUUUCGCAACUCUAAAGGCAGAGGCGCCCACAAGGGUCGGGGAUUUGACAGGUCGCGCAGAGACCGCCAACGUGGAAACCACGCUGGAGGGUUUGGAGGCCCUGGUAACCGUGGGAGACUUAAGGAUACAGAUGGUGAUGUUGCUAUGAGUGACGGCUCUCAGGACAGCAGAUCCCAGCACAGAUUCAACCCAUAUGUACCACCCUUUCGUAAAGGAGAUGGACGGUUUGACAGAGAUAGACGGCAAGGCAGAGGGGCAGGAAAUGGUAGAGGUGGCUUCAGGGGAGACAGAAACAUGAAUUCCAGGUCGGGCUGGUACAAAGUAACGGUUCCACAUGGAAAAAAAUAUGACAAGAAGUGGCUAGUGACAGCUCUCCAAAAUAUCUGCUCGGUUUCCUACACACCAGUACAUUACCAUGUUGACCAUAACAGGGUACAUUUCUUUGUGGACGAUUCAGCUGCUGCCAAUGCUUUACACAAAUGCUCCCACAAGAUUACAGACUCAGAUGGUUUUAAGGUGGAAGUGCAUGUCAACCCAAGUGCUCCACCAUCCUUCCUUCAAUCUGACCUGAAACCUGAACAUUUGGAGCACCUGAAGCAAUGCAUGGCCAAACGUUUUGAUGGUUCCCAACAAGCACUGGACCUAAACAACAUUCGAACAGACCCAGAUCUGGUGUCCCAGAACAUUGAUAUAAUCUUGAAUAGGAAGACAAACAUGGAGGCUGUCAUUAAAAUCAUUGAAAAAUACAUUCCUGAGCUGACUUGUUUGAACCUGAGUAAUAAUCGGAUUCACAAACUUGAUGAACUGGCGGAUUUGGUUACCAAGGUGCCUAACCUAAAGACACUUAACCUGUCUAGCAAUGAGCUGAAGUCAGACCGGGAGCUGGACAAACUGAAAGGGUGGAAGCUGGUGGAGCUAUGGCUGAACAGAAAUCCCCUGUGUGAGCUCUUUAAGGACCAGGCCGCAUACAUCAGUGCUGUGCGGCAGAGGUUUCCCCGGCUUCUCAAACUGGAUGGUCAUGACCUCCCCCCACCCAUUGGAUUUGAUGUUGAAACGCCCACCACCAUCCCUCCUUGCAAGGGAAGCUGCUUCGGUACAGAUGAAAUCAAAGCUCUCAUCCUCCGGUUCUUGCAGCAGUAUUACAGUAUAUACGACUCAGGGAACCGGCAGCCUCUCCUGGAUGCUUACCAUGAUGGCGCAUCAUUGUCCCUCACUACACCUUACUCCACCCAGAACCCUUCCAGGAGCAGUCUUGGGGAGUAUUACAAAGACAGUCGAAACCUGAAGAGGAUCAAAGACUCGACGAUGCGAUUCCGGCUGCUGAAACACACACGCCUCAACGUUGUGGCUUUCCUCAACGAGCUACCAAAAACCCAGCAUGAUAUUGCUUCCUUUACGAUUGAUGUAAACACUUACACGAACACACUACUCUCUUUCACUGUGAGCGGAGUCUUUAAAGAAGUUGUUGUUGAUGGAAAAUCCAGAGAAUCCACAAUGGCCUUUUCUCGGGUUUUCAUCACUGUCCCAGCAGGAAAUUCUGGUUUGUGCAUCGUGAACGACCAGCUUUUCAUCCGAAUGGCAACAACAGAGGAGAUCCGUCGGGCCUUCGUGGCUCCAGCGCCGACUCCGUCCUCCAGCCCUGUCCCAACCCUCACUGCACCACAGCAAGAGAUGCUGACCGCCUUCUCACUGAAGUCAGGCAUGAACCUGGAAUGGUCUCAAAAGUGUCUGCAAGACAAUGAGUGGGAUUUCAACAGAGCAGCGCAGAUCUUCACGCAGUUGAAGACGGAAGGCAAGAUCCCAGACGUAGCCUUCGUAAAAUGAAGAAUUUACUCAGUUAUGUGAAAUAAAGGCUGCAGUAAUUUUAUUUAUGGCCUGUUUUCUUAUACUCAAUGCCUUUUUUUGUUGUACUACAAAUAAUGUAAAUCAAGUUUACUUGUGUUAACUAAUCUUUUAGCAGCAAAAUUGUUUGGCCCAAAGAUUGAAGAUGCUGUUGUUUUUUUCUUAUUGCAAGUUUACAUUAUUGCCAUUUGUAUAGAUACUAGUUACAUUUUUCAUAGGAAUAAAGACAUCUGAUGAUUACAAUUUGUUUAAUUGAAUCUGUUGAAUGUACGCAAUAAAAUAUAUUUUGGCACAUAAUUGAUGCAUUUCACAAAAAAAAACAUUGGGUUUUCUUGUGCCUUUCCUUCAUUUGUCAUUGUGGAUGUCACAGAUUUGUUGACAGGAGUGGAUCCCUUUUGUAAGAGAAAUCUGUAAAUAUAUUUCUAUACUGAG